This is a messenger RNA of Lodderomyces theae, 837 nucleotides long. RefSeq lists its product as uncharacterized. Lineage: Eukaryota; Fungi; Ascomycota; Pichiomycetes; Serinales; Debaryomycetaceae. Gene Ontology annotation, cellular component: endoplasmic reticulum membrane. The transcript has 2 exons. Bases 1 to 837 code for a protein of 278 amino acids. Gene Ontology annotation, biological process: very long-chain fatty acid biosynthetic process; fatty acid elongation; sphingolipid biosynthetic process. The record is from RefSeq and is a predicted model, not a curated record. Gene Ontology annotation, molecular function: 3-hydroxyacyl-CoA dehydratase activity.
AUGCCAUUGUAUCCACUCCCUUUUAAGCAGAGAUUAUUGUUUUUUUUCAAUGUUGCAGCCAUGACCUUAUGGCUUUGUUGUUUUAUGAGGUUUUUGAUCCUACUACCUUUGGUUGGAAGACGCUUUUUACCAGGAGGAAUCGCCGACUUCUUCCAUGCUGUGGCAGUAACCCCUGUGAUAGGUACAUUACUACUCCUAUCCUUGGGCCUUACAAAAUGGAAGUCACAAAUAUGGCCAUUAUUGAAUGGAAUCAAAAUGGUUUGUAUUUGCUACGCAGUUAUAUUUCCUCAUCCAAAGAUAGCUAAACAUACGUCAUAUUCACUACUCAUAACAGCUUGGUGUUUACAGUAUAUCAUUCAUUAUAGCUACCAUGGGUUUCGAGUGAAAACCAGGACGUCACCGUUUUUCUUGUUUUGGUUGCAAUACAACAAUUUUUACAUUGUUUAUCCUUUGUCGGUAGUGGCAGAAAUGAUUCAGGUGUUUUUAAGUUUGUCGUUUGUGGAAGAGGACUCGAUCCAUGAGUUGGCGCUUAAGGCAAUGUUUGUGGGAUAUAUUCCAGUUGCUUAUUUCGCCUGGGGGCAUCUUAAGUCGAGGAGGGACAUCAAAUUCACAGAGGUUAUGAAAAAGAAACAAUUGAGACCAAGCGCUGAGCUCUCAGCCACCAAAAUUGAUUUCAAGCUAUUGAACAACCCAUCUGACAAACAAGAGAUCAAAGUGUCCUUUAAAGAUAAGCAUACAAUGGCUGCUGAUCCUAGUGCCAUGUCGGUUGCUGACUUGGGAGACUAUUUCGACUCACACUCGAGGAAGUUGGCAAUCAAGGAUUCAAUACAGGAGUAG